AUGAGCGGUAACAGCAAGGCUCUUGCAUCCAAGUUGUGCUUGGCAUCGGCCAAGAAAUUUCAAUAUGUGUUGACCAAUUCGACUCUUCCUGAUUAUUGUGUCGGAAAGGAUAUGAGCAAGGAAGAAAUGAAUGAAUUCUUACCUGAAUUUUUCAAGUUUUUGCAAGAGCAAGGAGUGAAAGACAAAAAUUUAUCGGGAGAGUUAUUAGAAGAGAAAUUAAAAGAAUAUUCACAGAAAUCCAUUGGAAUGGACACUUCCGAUGAUAGGUUUGACAAUAAUGACAGCGUAGUACUUGGACACAUAGAUGCUAUUCAGGUCAUCAAUGCAGAUGAAAAACCAUACUUUUCGUAUAAUUUAUCAAGAAAGAUAUUUGAAGCUGAAGAUAGGAAAAGCACAAGCUUAUUUUCGGAUGUGCAACAAAAAGUUGAACUAUUUCGCGAUAGAUACAAAAUCAUUUAUCAAAGAGUUUUGAGAGACAAGGACUUUAACCCAACAGAUCCUAACGCUAUUUCUUUGACAAGCAUUGAAUCGCUCUUGGGAAGUAGAGGAACAAGAUACAUCAUGGGUAUGAUUACAAAGAAAUCUGGAAAUAUUUAUCAAGUGGAAGAUUUAAAUGGAGUGGUUCAAGUAGAUGUCACUAAUGCUACCACGAAUGAACGGGGAAUGAUUGUAGAAGGAUGUUUCGUAAUUAUUUCUGGAGUGUUUGACAGUGUCACAAAAGUUUUUAAAGCAUCGGCAAUAAUUUUACCACCGUUUGAAGAGCGAGAACAAUCCGAAAAGUUCUUAUCCACAGGGAGAGCCACCAUGUUGGACAUGUUUGGACCUUCCACACCUGAAACAUUGCAAAAAUUGAAAAAUAAGGAAGAAUUAUCUAAGGAUGCUUUCAUUGUCGUUGUGUCGGAUGUUUGCCUGGAUAAACCUAACGUAUUUGAGAAAUUGGGUUUAUUAUUUGAUUAUUUCAAAUGGAAUCAACACAAUAGAGUUUCUGGAGAUCGAUAUGAACUAAUUCCAGCAAUAUUUUUAUUUAUUGGAAACUUUAUUUCAAGACCAUUUCAAUUCUAUACCACUGGAAGCUCCUCUAGCUCAGCUGCAACCUCUGACCGUGUACAGUACCAAAAGAACUUUGAAAAGCUUGCUAAAAUGAUAGAAGAACGUUUUCCAAAUUAUAUUCAUACAUCGAAAGAAACGGAAAACGCUCCACUGUUUGUAUUUGUUCCUGGUCCAAAUGAUCCUACGUUAUCACCGAACGGAGUCUUACCCAAGUCGUCAGUGCUGAGCAAUAUCAGCAAGGCCUUCAAGUCAAAAGUACCAAAUAGCAUUUUCACAACGAAUCCUUGCAGAAUUCGCUUUUACACACAUGAAAUUGUGAUAUUCAGGCAAGAUUUACAGCAACAAAUGAGACGUCAUGCCAUUGAAGUGAACAAGAAUGAAGAGAGUUCGAAACCAAUGUAUCAAAGCAUAAGUGAAAUUGUACUUUCUCAAUCUCAUCUGACUCCCUUUGCACUUCAUGUACAACCCAUAUUUUGGGCUCAAGAUCAUUCACUCAAUUUAUUCCCAUCUCCACAUUCUCUGAUUCUGUCCGAUCGAUGUCAACCCUUUAAAACCAAUGUUGGUGGUUGUCUUUGUUUCAAUCCUCCCUCGUUCCCAGUAGACUUUUCAUUUGAAAUAUUUUCGCCACUCUCUUACAAUGAGCAAGGCAUUCCGUUCGCAGAAACUCAUACCCUUCCCAAUCUCUCUGAGGAUCAUUAA
Messenger RNA from Naegleria fowleri, 1749 nucleotides. RefSeq lists its product as uncharacterized. Gene Ontology annotation, molecular function: DNA binding. The transcript has 4 exons. Gene Ontology annotation, biological process: error-prone translesion synthesis; DNA-templated DNA replication. Lineage: Eukaryota; Heterolobosea; Eutetramitea; Acrasida; Naegleriidae. Gene Ontology annotation, cellular component: epsilon DNA polymerase complex. The coding region runs from base 1 to 1749 and encodes 582 amino acids. The record is from RefSeq and is a predicted model, not a curated record.